AUGCACGAUGAUCCUCCGAUGGCUUUUUUCGGUGUCUCUAAUUCUGGGAUUUACUACGGCAUGCCGGUGGCCAUCUUCAGAUGUUCUCGAGAGCUCGAUUUUGUUGCUGAGGCGAUCGAUCAAAUGGACGUCUCGGCAUCAGGAAGUCGAGUAUCACUCGCCAUGUUCAAUCCUAUGGUAAACUCCAUUGCCAAAUUUGCGCUUUCCCAAGGCAAUCGCCGCUCAUCACCCGAUGUCAUCGUCGUCAUUUCUGGCUCAAAAUACCAAAUUCCGGAAUUGCUUGAAAAAGAGGUGCUGCUCUCUCCAGUUUCUCCCAUCCACGCUUUCUAUAUUCUGGUCGGUUCUUCAUUUCCGGAUGUUGCUGACCAACGCUAUGAAGCUACGGCAAACACGCUAAAGUUAACAGCCACUGGCUUCGAUGUUCUUCCCAAACUCAAUUUACCGCUAUGCCAAUCGGUGCGCGAUUUCGUUGGCAGAGGUGAUCUUGCCCAUCCAAUGGCUUUUGGGACAUUAUGCUGGAUCGUCACAACACUAUUAUUCAUCGUUUUUCUUCUAAUUUCCUGCUGUUUAUUCUAUGCCAUUUAUGUCUACAGGGAAGAUAAUAAAAGGCUAAAGUACGUGAUAGCGGAAAAGGAGCGAGAUUUGCGGAAGCAGAAUGAGUACUUUACAGCCCGGAUACAUCGUCAGAUGGAAGAACAGAUGAGAUUGGCAGAGAGGCAUAAGGAGGAUAUAAAGAAGGCAAAUGAGGAAUUACAUCAUGUGAAGGAAAAGGAAAAGUUACGCAAUGAAGCUGUAAAAGCAGCGGAAGCAGCCUCAAAACCUCGCGAACAACCCCAACCCAUCAUCAUCUACGGACAACCUAUGAUGGAAAAUAAUGAAAAACGAUCCCAAAGUCGUGAUUCUCGAGGACAUCGUAGACGCCCAAAUUCACGAUGGCGUACAGCCUUCGACCCGCGUUUCGAUCGUCAUAUGACGCCGAAUUUCGACGAAUUUAAGAAAUGGUGGCGAGACCCGGAAGGGCGAUUGCCGUUGAAUUUUAAGGAAUGGAGAAGAGGGCGACCCCAUUCCGCACGAACGAUAGAUGAGAUUAAGCAACCUGUGGCUGGUUCGAGGCCUGGGACAAGUCAGGGAGAACCAGCUGAACCGGAUCCGGAGAUUGUGGCCCGUGAUGCGGGAAGACGUGAAAAAGAAGAUAAAAAGCGACGCUGGGAAGAAUGGAGAGAGAAACAAAUUCAGCAUGGCAGCUGGAAACCAGGAGACUACGAUCGCUUGAGGAAAGAGAUUGAUGAGGAUGGUAGUGAGCAUCCCAGUACGGAUAGUGAUUAUUCGAUCCCCGUUGGACAUUUGUCUAGGGAUCAUCCGGCUCGUCAUCUUCCACCUGUGGAUAUCAUUUUCUUAAUUGACACCUCAAGUUCAAUCGGGAUUCAGAAUUUUGAGAAGAUGAAAUCAUGUAUCGAAGCUAUCGUCCAAGAUGUUGAUGUAGCGCCCGGGAGAUCCCGUGUAGCCGCCGUGCAAUUUGCAGGAGAACCACAAGUCGUUUUUGGUUUCGAUAAGUACUUUACGAUUCAGAGUAUACAGCGAGCUCUAAACCGAAUAAUCUACACUGGAGGCCCGACCCACCUCUCCAAAGCGUUGAGUUUUUGCGCGGGGGUACUGUGGAAAGAGCAGAAUAUGGCGGAUGGAAAACAUCGAAAACAUAAAUUGGCCAAGACUCCGAGGCAUGAUCGGCUACAGGUGCUUUGCGUAGCGUCUGAUGGAUCGUCGGAAGAUAAUGUGGCAAAAUCAACUUCGAUGUUGCAUGAGAGAUUACAGAUAAAAGUAUGUGCCCUCGUCACGAGAGCCUUCCAUCGCCAAAAACUAGAAGAAAUUACCCGAUUCGACGGUGCCAUUUUUGUUGUAGGCCAAAAAGAAGCCGUCAAUAUCUGGCUAUGGCGCCAACAGCGUCUCUGGUGGGAAACGUACUCCAAAUACCUGGCAAAGGAGCGGAAAGAGCCGCUGAGCAGCAAGCGAAGUCCCAAGAAAACUGCCCGUCCCGAG
Molecule: messenger RNA, 2037 nt
Organism: Mesorhabditis spiculigera
Lineage: Eukaryota; Metazoa; Nematoda; Chromadorea; Rhabditida; Rhabditidae
Source: the annotation of a GenBank genome assembly